Molecule: messenger RNA, 1155 nt
Organism: Rhopalosiphum padi (bird cherry-oat aphid)
Lineage: Eukaryota; Metazoa; Arthropoda; Insecta; Hemiptera; Aphididae
Product: zinc finger MYM-type protein 1-like
Exons: 4
Coding region: 1-1155 (384 amino acids)
Source: RefSeq, a predicted model, not a curated record
AUGAAAAAUUUUGAUCGUAAAGCAUCAAAACAUGCAAUAAGUAAAACACAUUUAACUUCCCAAGAACAAUUUAUGUUACUUGGGGCAAAUCGGAUUGAACAUGCACUGUCGGAAGGACGUCGUUUGGCUGCAAUUAAACAUAAUGAAAAUGUCGGUGUUAAUCGUCGAAUAUUAACACGUUUAAUACAUGUUAUUUGUUUUUUGGGAAAGCAAGAAAUAGCUUUUCGUGGUCAUAACGAAGAUAGUUCUUCUAUAAAUAAAGGAAAUUAUUUAGAACUUUUAGAUUUACUUUCUCGAGGAGCAACUUCUCAGAGAACAUUUUAUGUCGAAUUCACUGAUGAAACAACAGAUGUAUCGUGUAAAUCUCAAAUGAGCAUUAUAUUUAGAUAUGUAGUCGAUAACAAAAUUGAAGAGAGGUUUAUAGGAUUUUUCGAUGUAUCAAAAGAUAAAUCUGCCUUUGGCCUAUCUGAAAUUUUAUUAACAGAAAUAAAAAAUUGGAAUAUAGGUGAUAAACUAGUGUGUCAAACAUAUGACGGAGCAGCUGUUAUGGCAGGGCAAAAGAAUGGAGUUCAAGCUAUUAUUAAACAGUCGUAUCCAAAAGCAAUGUUCAUACAUUGUUAUGCUCACCAACUUAACCUAGUGUUUCUACACGGAUCAAAAUCGAUAAAAUCUGUGAAAAUAUUUAUAAGUGAUUUGACUAUGUUUCAUACAUUUUUUAGUAGAUCGCCAAAAAGAAGUCAGCUUUUAAGGGAAAAAGGGUUUAAACUUCCUCAAAGUUGUGAAACGAGGUGGAAUUAUCACUCCAGAGCUGCUGCAACUAUUACUAUCCAUUUUAUAGAAUUGAAAAAAGCGAUAACUUGUGUUACAGACGAAGACGACUGGGAUCCAAUAACUAUAAAUAUGGCAUAUGAUCAUGUAUUUUUAAUACUACAGACUAAAUGCACUGCUGAUGUUCAAUAUUGUGUCAAUCAAAUAAAAAUAUUUUCUGAUCAAUUAAUUGCAAUGAGAAAAGAGGAGACCAUAUCAAUAUGUUGUAAAUCGGCGAUGGAGUUAAAUAGCGAACUACAAUAUUCAGAAAAAAAUAUAAUUGAUCUCAAAACUCUAACUUAUGAAAUAUUAGAUUCUAUAAUAGUACAAAUUGAAACAAUUUACUAG